AUGCUUCUGAAAUUCUCACCCUACAAUUCAUACUAUGGUCUGAUUGAUUUCACUGCAAUCAUGGCUGCUUGUGUCUCGAUGAGCUCUGGUUGUCAACUCAAGGGCGAUGUUCUGGGUUCGUCCGAAGACAGCUUGUCCCCUCAUCGACAGGAGCGCCACUCUGAGUUUGCCGUACUUUCUGCUCUGAAGGAUAUGCCUAGAGCCCGAUGCAGGAGAAAGGGCCGCCGCCAGAGACACAUCAAUUCCAGGGCGGCUCGAGCCUUGACUCAAACACGAACUCCACCACCACCAUCAUUACAAGAACCCGCAAUGCCGAGUAAAAGUUUUCUGAGAGAACUGUUGAUACAUAUCGAAGGAAGAAGUAUUCCUGCCGCCCUGCGAGAGUUAUACAUGCUGUCCGGAAUGCCAGAGGGGUUCGUGCCAUAUCAAGCCCAGCAUUUCAUUCUACAAACGAUGCAACGGUGUCUCGAACAGAAUGCGUUCCAGUUUGCCCAAAAGUGGCUAGUAUCUGAAUCGCAAGCCCUGGGAUGGACAUGUCCAGAGGCGCUUGAGCUGCAUAUCUUCUUCAGAGUUCUGGCCAAACAGCAGAGAAAGGUUCGUUCCGACACCUUUCAGGAGAUUUGCAGGACCGUCAAAGACUGGCAAGACUCUAUUUCCAACAUUCGGCAUGCUGCUGUUCACCGCCUUGCCCAAGAUCGGUCCUUGUUGAUCGAGAUGAGUCAUGCUGCCGUGGGUUUCUCUCGGGAUCUUGGCGCAUCUUCGAGUGCCGCGAAGUUCCACCGCCUCAGUAGCUUUUUGAAGAAAGUUCUUCCGAAAUCCGAGCCUAGAGGCUUUCAGCCGACCCACGACGUCGUGUCCCAAGCCUCGUCACAAAAGGCCCGUCUUGUACAUCUGAUCGACCGACUUCGUUUGCUACCAAGGCCCAUCAAAAAAGUAUUACUGCUCGUUGAGGAGGAAUUCACACUGGGAGUGCAGCAUUUCUUGCAAGAUGAAUUCCCAAUGAGGCUGAACGCAAAGGAAGAGUCGUGAUGGGGUCAGUACUCAUGGCUAACUACCCAGGGAAGGGAGACGAGGCUAGUGAGAGUUAACAACUCUAUACAGAGCAAACAUGCCGUAUCAGUCAAUUUAUAUCAAUUUGAGCCAAUCCUCAAGUAUAUUACUUCC
Messenger RNA from Penicillium subrubescens, 1164 nucleotides. RefSeq lists its product as uncharacterized. Lineage: Eukaryota; Fungi; Ascomycota; Eurotiomycetes; Eurotiales; Aspergillaceae. The transcript has 3 exons. The record is from RefSeq and is a predicted model, not a curated record. Bases 1 to 1029 code for a protein of 342 amino acids.